Brassica oleracea var. oleracea is the source of this 754-nucleotide messenger RNA. RefSeq names its product shikimate kinase 2, chloroplastic-like. Gene Ontology annotation, molecular function: shikimate kinase activity. Lineage: Eukaryota; Viridiplantae; Streptophyta; Magnoliopsida; Brassicales; Brassicaceae. The record is from RefSeq and is a predicted model, not a curated record. Gene Ontology annotation, cellular component: chloroplast.
AGAAAAGCUGAAGAGAUUAAACCGUAUUUAAAUGGACGAUCUAUGUAUCUUGUUGGAAUGAUGGGUUCCGGGAAGACGACAGUUGGAAAGAUAAUGGCAAGAGCACUUGUUUAUACAUUCUUUGAUUGUGACACAUUGAUCGAGGAGGCGAUGAAUGGAACUUCUGUAGCUGAGAUAUUUGAGAAUUUCGGUGAGAGUGUCUUCAGAGAGAAAGAGACCGAGGCAUUAAAGAAGAUCUCUCUGAUGUACCACCAAGUUGUUGUGUCAACAGGUGGAGGUGCGGUUAUAAGACCCAUUAACUGGAAGUAUACGCAUAAAGGUAUUAGCAUUUGGCUUGAUGUUCCGAGAAUUGCUGCUCUAGGAACUAAUUCAAGACCAUUGUUACAUGAUGAUGAGUCAGGAGGAGGCCCAUACACAGUGGCUUUAACCCGUCUUUCAACUAUAUGGGAAGCACGCGGUGAAGCAUACACUAACGCAAGCGCGAGAGUCUCCUUGGAGAAUAUUACAUCAAAGCUCGGGUAUAGAAAAGUCUCAGAUCUUACACCAACUGAAAUCGCCAUUGAGGCCUUUGAGCAAGUUCAGAGCUUUCUAAAUAAAGAGGACAGUAUGGCUAGUCCGGAUGACUUCUAGUCCUGGAGACGGUUAAGUUUCUCCCCCGCAACAUCUAGUCAGUUUAAGUCUUCUUGUUCCAUCAGAAGAGCUUGUGUGUGCCUAGUUUUGACUGCUGUGUACAGUGUAUAUGAUUGAAUAACGC